This is a messenger RNA of Protopolystoma xenopodis, 729 nucleotides long. The record is from the annotation of a GenBank genome assembly. Lineage: Eukaryota; Metazoa; Platyhelminthes; Monogenea; Polystomatidea; Polystomatidae.
AUGUUCCCUUGGUUGGCCACCGGUUCUUUUCUAAGCCGUCACGAUCGCAUUGUACCCAAUGCCAAAAGCAUUGGUGUAAUCAGCUCUGCAGUUACGAGGAGGGCGGCUGCGGCAGCAGCUGCCGCUGCUAAUUCAGCGCAUAUUGGAGCUUCUGGCAUCACUAGUGUCACUCCCCCACAAACGCCUCUUGUGCCUGCCCUCCGUCUUGUGAUCAAAUCGGCUUCAGCAAUAGCAGCUCGAAGUGCGCCUUCAACCCCGCAGGCUUCUAGUCGGCCCUUUUCUUCCGGCGCUCAAACGUCGAUUUCUGAUUCUCAAGCAGAAAGCAUAUCAAUCACACGAGAUGCGCUUGAUGAUUUUAUCGUUAAUACUGCUCAUAUCAAAGGCGGUUAUAGCGCAGCCCCCAUUAACAAAAAAGUUUCCAAUGGAAUUGGAUUUGGUUCUAGAGCUAAAGAGACAAGUGGUGGCCUUGGUUCUAAACGCGACCUCGUUGUGCAAAUAGUCACUUAUACCGGCAGUGAACCGUCGAGAUCGACGGGAUCCGAGGACAUGCGUAUAUCGGCAGGGCCUCGAAUUGAUGAACUGAGGCCUGAGUGUUGCGCUUCAUCAACUAUUCCUACAAUGCUAGUUAAACGAGAGCCUAUUGAUGUAUUGAUUAAUCACAUGACAACUCAGGAUUGUGAAAGACCAACCACACGACGACAGAACAACCCACGGCGUGAAGUGGCUUCA